Messenger RNA from Aspergillus melleus, 1626 nucleotides. Its product is annotated as MFS transporter. Gene Ontology annotation, biological process: transmembrane transport. Bases 1 to 1626 code for a protein of 541 amino acids. NCBI's taxonomy places the organism in Eukaryota, Fungi, Ascomycota, Eurotiomycetes, Eurotiales, Aspergillaceae. The transcript has 3 exons. The record is from RefSeq and is a predicted model, not a curated record. Gene Ontology annotation, molecular function: transmembrane transporter activity.
AUGUCCGAUACAUCCAAACGACAACGCGAACACAUCCCCCUCUAUCGUCUGGUUCUGUCGCAGACAACCAUCACUGACUCGGUCCUGGAGCAUCAAUGGGAAGGCGAGGGCACGCACGAGAGUCCAUACCUGGUGGAAUGGCUUCCUCAAGAUCCUCGUGAUCCCCAUCAGAUGAAGGAAUGGAUGAAAUGGACGAUCACGCUGCUCCAAGCUGCCUCGUUCCUGUCCAUCACCUUUGCCUCAUCCGCUCUCUCGGCGGCUAAUCCCCAGAUCCAGGAGGAGUUUGGCGUUAGCGAUACUUUGAUCAUUGCUGAUACUUCGUUGUUUGUGCUUGCGUUCGCCGUUGGCCCGGCAGUCUGGGCGCCGCUGUCGGAGUUGUACGGUCGCCAGGUCAUAUAUUUCUUGACUUAUGGUCUGACUACCAUCUUUGCCGGCGUCACGAUUGCGAGUCCCAACAUUGGUGCGUUGCUGGUGUUCCGUUUCUUCUCCGGUGCGUUUGGCGCCUCGGCGGUUUCUAACGCGGGAGGCGUGGUCUCGGAUAUGUAUACCGCGCGCGAUAGAGGAUUGGCUACAAUUGCGUUCAUCGGGGCUCCCUUCUUGGGACCGAGUCUGGGUCCUAUUACCUGCGACUUUUUGGCCGUCUCGAAAGGGUGGAGAUGGGUGCAGGGACUGACAACCAUUUUCAACGGAGUCGUUUUCCUGAUCGGCAUCUGCUUCAUCCCGGAAACCUACUCUCCUCUUCUUCUGAAGAAACGCGCGGCAAAACUGAGCAAAUUGACCGGAAAGGUUUAUCGAAGUCGACUGGAGAAUGCACAGCAGAGCGCUUCUGCCGUCUUCACCAAGACCAUGGUGCGUCCGUGGAUCUUGCUGUUUUUGGAGCCGAUUGUGUUGUUGUUGAGUCUCUAUAUGGCAAUCAUUUAUGGCACCAUGUACAUGGAAUUUGCCGCAUUUCCGAUCGUGUUCGAGCAAAACCGCCAGUGGCCUCAAAGCACCUCGGGACUGUCAUUUGUCGGCAUGAUGAUUGGCCAGAUCCUGGGCUGUGCGUAUUCCACGCUGGACGACGUUCGAUAUAAGAAGCUCGCCGAUCGCACGGCUUAUGGUCGGCCUCCUCCCGAAGCACGUCUGAUCCCCUCGAUGGUAGGGGCGGUCACCCUCCCGAUUGGACUGUUUUGGUUCGCUUGGACCAACUACAGCAGCAUCCAUUGGAUUGUGUGCCAGAUCGGCACGGUAUUUUUCGGCUUCUCACACGUUGCCAUAUUCCUUAGCGUAGUGAAUUAUCUGGUGGAUGGCUAUACCUUCUACGCCGCCUCGGCGCUUGCGGCAAACGCAGUCAUCCGUGCCCUUUUCGGCGCGGCCUUUCCCCUCUUCACGACUGCGAUGUAUAAUAACCUGGGCAUUCACUGGGCCUCCUCCAUCUCGGCCUUCUUGGCGGUCGCGUGUCUCCCGUUUCCUUGGGUGUUCUACAAGUUCGGCCCUGCAAUUCGACGUCAUUGUCGAUAUGCGGCUGAAUCUGCUCGCAAAUUGGAUGAAAUGAACGACCGGAUGAGGGAGAUCGCCCAACGCAGCAGGGUCAAGUCUGAGUCCGGUGAUCAGAAAGAGGCUUCCUCUGGCGAACAGUCCGCUUGA